AUGAAUAUUCACAAUUUAUUCCGUUUUAUAAACCGACCCUUAGUAAUAAGUAACAUCUGUAAAAGACAUAAAGGCUAUAAAGUUGUGCAACGUCCAGAUCCAAAAACUUUAAAAAUGCCUAACUUAGCCGAAGCACCGAGUAUAAUGGAUAUAAUUAAAGAGAAAAUACGCUUAAAUGGUCCUAUUACAGUAGCAGAAUACAUGCACAUUGUAAUCACAAACCCAACAGAAGGAUAUUAUAUGAAAAAAGAUGUUAUUGGACAAACCGGAGAUUUCGUUACUUCACCAGAAAUAAGCCAAUUAUUUGGAGAGAUAUUAGCCGUCUGGUUUUACGCUGAAACACAGAAGAUGGGUUCCGGAAAGCCACUUCAAAUUGUUGAACUUGGCCCUGGAAAUGGGACAUUAUUAAUAGAUUUUUUGAGGGUCCUACAUCGUUAUGGAUACAGAUCCUCAGAUUUGAGUUUACAUUUAGUAGAAAUAUCAUCAACUAUGCUACAGAUGCAGGCUAAUAGAUUGUGUGUUUCACAUAGAGAUACUGGCAUUGAUAUGCCUCACAACCAUGAGGGUGAAACUGCCGGUGGUAUUAAAAUUUAUUGGUACAAUGAUUUAAAGAAGGUUCCAAAUAAUUUUUCUUGGUACAUAGCUCAUGAAUUUUUUGAUGUUCUGCCCAUUCAUAAAUUUGAACAUACAGAAAAGGGCUGGAGAGAAAUUCUCAUAGAUAUAGAUGAAGCAGGAAAACUACAAUAUAGAAUAUCUGCUAAUGAGACACAAUCGGUUAAAGUUUUGGUGAGGCCACCAUUAGAUGCUGGCGAUAGAAUGCAUGUAGAAGUUAGCCCAAGAGGACUCGGUAUCGCUCGGCAACUGGCUACAAGAGUUGACCAAUAUGGAGGACUUGCACUUAUUGCAGAUUAUGGUCAUGAUGGAGAGAAAGAAGAUACAUUUAGGGCCUUCCACAAGCACAAAGUUGUUGAUCCUCUAGAAAACCCUGGAUUAUCAGAUCUUACCGCUGAUGUCGAUUUCAGUCAAUUAAGGAUAGCUGCUUCUAUGAAACCUGGGGAAGAAAACUACGCUAUUGUAAUGGGACCAGUAAAACAGAUGCAAUUUUUGGAGAGAUUACAAGCUGAAAUCAGAUUACAAAUGUUAAUUGACAGUGCUGACACAGAUGAAGCUAAGGAAAAAGUAAGAGCCGCCUACAACAUGCUUGUGGACCCAAAGCAAAUGGGGGAGAGAUUCAAGUUUAUGGCGUUUUAUCCUUCUGCAAUGUCUAAAAUCUUGGAUAAAUAUCCGCCAUUAGGAUUCUCAACUCUCAAAUAA
Danaus chrysippus (African queen) is the source of this 1314-nucleotide messenger RNA. NCBI's taxonomy places the organism in Eukaryota, Metazoa, Arthropoda, Insecta, Lepidoptera, Nymphalidae. The record is from the annotation of a GenBank genome assembly.